CGCAUAAAUAGGCUUAUAGCAGCCCGUGCGCAUAAAAAAGCGCACCUUACGAGAGUCUCCCCCUUCCCCUCCGUUUCUCGCCCUCCCUGUCUUUCUCUUUCUCUCCCUGGGGAAUUUAGUGGGCUAUGUUAUAAUGUCUGUCCCGCAUUGGUAAUCCUGCCCUUUGCAGAACGAAUCCGCUGGACUGGAGCCUUCCUAUUGAGACGCAGGACGCACAGCCAAGCUUCGCGCGAGGCUCAUCAUUAAAAACAAAACGGGGCAGAACAUCUUAGAGGAGCGAUUUUUGUUGGAGAAGUUGCAUGUGAAAGCUUUGUAGGGAAUUACAUAUCAAGCUGUUCUAGAGCGGAGCAGAGUGGAUAAAAACACUAUGGGAUAUCCCAAGAAGAGAUGGGGAGUUGGAUGGACGCUCUUGGUUUCGGUUGCGGUUAUGUGCUUGGUUUUAGCGGAUGGACGGAGACUGAGGCAGCCGAGGUGUCCCAUAGGAUGCUCCUGUACUAAAGACAAUGCACUGUGUGAGAAUGUCCGAUCUGUGCCACAUACUUUUCCCAGUGACGUCGUCUCUCUAUCUUUUGUCAAGUCAGGAUUCAAUGAAAUAUCAGCUGGAAGCUUUGUCCACACACCUGCCCUGCAACUGCUGUUAUUCACUGCCAACACAUUUGAUCUUAUUGACGAAGAUGCUUUCCUUGGACUACCGCAUCUUGAGUAUUUGUUCAUUGAAAAUAAUAAAAUAGCCUCCAUAUCUCCUUUUGCUUUCCGGGGAUUGAAGACACUCAUACAUCUGAGUCUAGCGUACAACAACCUUGAGACGCUGCCUAAAGAUGUGUUCAAGGGCAUGGAGGCGCUGACCAAAGUGGAUUUACGCGGGAACAAUCUUGUAUGUGACUGUAAACUGAAGUGGCUGGUGGAAUGGAUGCACCAGACCAAUGCCACCCUAGACGAGAUCCACUGCAGCGGCCCGCCCUCUCACCAGGGGAGGAAGAUCAAUGACCUGCUACCACACUCCUUUGACUGCAUCACCGCGGAGUUUGCCUCAUAUCAGUCACUGAAGUUUGAGUCCAUUUCUGUAGAGGCCUUCACCUUUGGCAUGGACCAGUUUGUUGUAUUUGCCCAGCCAUUCGCUGGAACAUGCAGUUUUCUAGAGUGGGAUCAUGUUGAAAUGAAUUUCCGAACUUUUGACACGAUUCAAAGCACCUCCACUGUAGUCUGCAAGCCCAUGGUCAUUGACAACCACCUCUUUAUCAUUGUGGCUCAGUUGUUUGGGGGCUCUCACAUUUACAAGCGCGACAUUUCUGCCAAUAAGUUCAUCAAGAUCCAGGACAUCGACAUCCUGAAGAUCCGUAAGCCCAAUGACAUCGAGACAUUUGUGAUCGAUGGGGAAUCUUUCUUCAUUAUCGCAGACAGCUCCAAGGCUGGCUCCACUACAGUGUACAAGUGGAACGGUAAUGGCUUCUACUCUCACCAGUCCCUCCACCCCUGGUACCGGGACACAGAUGUGGAGUAUGUAGAGAUGUCUGGAAAGCCUCACCUGAUCUUGUCCAGCAGCUCCCAGAGGCCUGUGGUGUACCAGUGGAACCGCAGCAUGAAGCUGUUUGAGCGCCGCACAGACAUACCCGACAUGGAGGAUGUGUUCUCGGUCAAGCACUUCCGGGUCAAAGGUGAGCUGUUUAUCUGCCUGACAAGAUUCAUUGGGGACUCCAAGGUGAUGCGCUGGGACGGAGCCAUGUUCAAAGAGGUCCAGACAUUCCCCUCUCGCGGCUCCAUGGUGUUUCAACCCGUCACCAUCGGCAACUGGCAGUACGCCAUCCUGGGCAGCGACUACUCUCUGACACAGGUCUACCAAUGGGACACUAAGAGGGGCCACUUUGUCUCAUCCCAGGAGCUCAACAUCCAAGCCCCGAGAGGGUUCGCGCUGGCUGCUAUCGACGAGCGCGUCUUUCUUUUUGCGUCCAGCUUCAAGGGAAAAACCCAGAUAUACGAGCACCUCAUGAUCGACCUCAGUAAUUAAAGUUAGAUACUGGGACUCGCAAUCAAAUUUAAAUUGUCAUUCCAAUUGUGUCUAAUUUUUUUUUUCUCUCAAAUUUGGAUCCAGGAACCAGUGAUAUUCAGGCCUCCUGGUACUCAGGCAUAUUUAGCAGUUAAGAUCUGGAUUCAGUUUUGCAUUGGUCCUGACUGAAACCAAUUUUGUCACUGUUUAGUCUUGUGGUCAUUUCUGCUUAGGUUUAUUUACUCUUAUUAAUAUAUGAAUGAAUAAUGCAAAAAUUGUAAAGUGACUUUAAAAAGCGCUAUAUUAGAGUGAUGCAUUAUUUAUAUGCCUGUAUUAAGUAUGAUUUUCUUGGUUUAGACAUUGUUCUCCAUAGAUCAGGUCAAUACAAUACCCACAGGUUUAAUAAGCCUGUUUUUAAAAAAGAAAUCUGUUGGGAAUGAUGAAGUGAUGAAAUUUUGAAAAAAGUCCUAUCACGUGGUUUUCAAAAGGCCCCUGACAAUAAUACCUCUGGAUGAAUAACUUGCCAGAAGCGUCCCACUGUGUGUGCUCUCUUUCACAGUACUCUUGACCCUUGUCUCCCCCAUUGUCUACACUUGUGUUGUUUUUUUCCCCUCCUAACCCACUACCUGUAUUUUCACUGUUCUGUUUGUGAGACUUACACAAAACAGUUACACUAACUCAGUGCAUUCAUAUUUGCCAAAUAUGUUUUGUAAAGUAAUUUAUAUUUAUAAUAUUGCUGUUGUA
This is a messenger RNA of Boleophthalmus pectinirostris (great blue-spotted mudskipper), 2728 nucleotides long. It is a transcript of the gene lgi1b, whose product is annotated as leucine-rich, glioma inactivated 1b. Lineage: Eukaryota; Metazoa; Chordata; Actinopteri; Gobiiformes; Gobiidae. Bases 368 to 2005 code for a protein of 545 amino acids. The record is from RefSeq and is a predicted model, not a curated record. Gene Ontology annotation, molecular function: protein binding. Gene Ontology annotation, biological process: myelination. The transcript has 10 exons.